Thalassophryne amazonica is the source of this 1118-nucleotide messenger RNA. It is a transcript of the gene ttpa, whose product is annotated as tocopherol (alpha) transfer protein. NCBI's taxonomy places the organism in Eukaryota, Metazoa, Chordata, Actinopteri, Batrachoidiformes, Batrachoididae. The record is from RefSeq and is a predicted model, not a curated record. Gene Ontology annotation, cellular component: membrane. The coding region runs from base 1 to 924 and encodes 307 amino acids. The transcript has 5 exons. Gene Ontology annotation, molecular function: phosphatidylinositol bisphosphate binding.
AUGAGUGCAGCCGGAGCGGAGCGGCCUGUGAGCGGCCGUCAGCUCAGCGAGCUGCCGGACGACGCAGAGCAGCUGCGGCCGUUUGUGAGCGCGCUGAGGCGGGCAGCGUCUCUGCGGAGCGCCGCUCUCACGCCCGGUGUCGGCACCGCGUCCGACCGCUUUCUGCUCAAGUUCCUGCGGGCCAGAGACUUCGACCUGGACCUCUCCCUCAAGCUCUUACUGAACUACCAGCGGUGGAGGAAGGACAGUCCAGAGAUCAGCAGCUGUCUGUCUCCCAGCUCCGUCCUGGGCCUCCUCAACACGUCUUACCACGCUGUUCUUCCACAUCGGGACCACACUGGCAGCAGGGUGCUCCUCUACAGGAUUAGUCAGUGGAACUACAAGGACUGGUCAGCAUUCCAGGUUUUCAGAGUCAGCCUGAUGACAUCUGAGAUCCUGUCUAUGGAGACAGAAACACAGAGGCAGGGUGUCAAGGUCAUAUUCGACCUGCAGGGUUGGACGUUCGGCCACGCCCUGCAGAUUAGCCCUUCCCUCGCUAAAAAGAUAGCUUCUGUACUUGCGGACUCCUUUCCACUGAAAGUGCGAGGAAUCCAUCUGGUUAACGAGCCGAUCUUCUUCCAGCCAGUCUUUGCCAUGCUUCGUCCCUUCCUGCCAGAUAAGAUCAAACAGAGGAUCCAUAUCCAUGGUGCUGACUUUCACCACUCUUUGACUGAAUUCUUCUCCUCGUCAGUUCUACCUGCAGAGUACGGAGGGAGGGGGCCUGAUAUAGACACGGCCUGUCGGGACUGGACCAAUCAUCUGCUUCGGUCAGAGAAGCUGCUGCAGCAGAUUGCUGCUCACCCAACAGGUGACAUAACUGUCGACCCCGGCAGUUUGAUCUUGGCCAAAAUAGAGAACCCACCUGAUGGGGUGGCACCUCUGUGAUGGCUGAUACCUGGAUGACUUUGUUUUUCAUUGGAUCUAAUUUCAUGAUGCUAAGAGCAUGCUGGUCUGUGAUCUAAAACAUUGACUGGUGCCAACCGGAAGUCCUUUACGCCGGCGGAUUUUAAUCAUCGAAAUGUCAAGUGCCUCCCCAGAUGAAACCAACUUUUAAUUUUGUUAAUAUCUUCAAACUGCCC